This is a messenger RNA of Paramacrobiotus metropolitanus, 1588 nucleotides long. RefSeq lists its product as uncharacterized. Gene Ontology annotation, molecular function: protein binding. The transcript has 2 exons. The record is from RefSeq and is a predicted model, not a curated record. The coding region runs from base 66 to 1508 and encodes 480 amino acids. NCBI's taxonomy places the organism in Eukaryota, Metazoa, Tardigrada, Eutardigrada, Parachela, Macrobiotidae.
ACCGUUUCCCAACCGGAUUAAACCUUUGAGCGUUGUAUUAGAUUUCACCUACCUCAACUGUCGAAAUGACUAGUCAGAGCCAGUCACCAAAAUCAACCUGGACCAACUUCUACCGUUGGAUCCAAAAGCCUUGGAAAUCACUGUCGAUCGCCAGACAAAAUAAGGACGCUCUGCAAGUAGACCCUUUUGCAGCCACCCAGGAAGCAAUCGCCAAAAACAGCAAUUACCAUCAGAUAUUGGGAAACAACCUACAGCCAGCUGUAUGCGAGCUUUCAUCGGGACAACGAGUUCUGGGCUACGUGUGCGACGUCGACUGGACGGCACGUCGAGUCCUGGUGGAUUUAGCUGGUCACCUUGCACCUCGGUGGUUGCCCAUCGUGAAGGUUCAAAAGCAUCAGGCGGUCAGAACUGGGGAAAUCCACUCAGGAACGCCAGUCGUAGCAGCGUGGCGGCUGAGCGUCGACCAACCCUACGUAUUCCAACCGGCGCAAAUUAUUUUCCCCGAUACUCCCGGAAAUUCGGGUCCAAUCUGUGUGGAAGUGACACCACCGGGCGGCAGUACUCCCGCUCAGAAGUUCCUCCAUCCUAUACAGCUGCGGAUUGUACCGAACGAUCCGAGAAACCACUGGGAAAUCGAUGAAUCGCUCUCCGUGGUCGAAUACUGUCGUUUGCUGCAGCAUCAGACGGCGUUACUCGAUCCCGGUCAGGAUGCGGGAGAUGUUUGUUUGCAGCACUUAAUGUGGGCAAUGAACGACUUCACUUGGAUGAAAGUGGUGCGGAUAUGGACAAACAAAAAAUGCGUUCACUGUGUCUACUCGAAAAACGGACCUGGCUUUUUUGAUGAGAGGGACUUGGGAGGUCUUGUCCGCAGAUCGUACCCGUGUCGCGCCAUUGUCCCCACAGCUUUUCCAGAUGACAACACUUAUCCCAGCGGCAAUCGUUGCGCUUCUUUGACAAAGCUGCCGUAUGAGCUGCAAGAGUGUAUUUUGCUGGACUUCCAAGACGUUCACAACCUCGUUAGUGCUCAGAGCGUCUGCAAGACCUGGUACCAUAUUCUAUCUGGUUCGCGGCGCAACCACCAUGUAACGGUCGAUUUGGCCAACCUAACAUCAGAUGGCCGCUCUCAUCUCCUCAACGUCCUCGAUAACGCCGUCACAAAGGAGACCGUGUCCCUGACAUUAAAGAACGGUUAUCUCGGCCCGGAGCUGGACCUGUUCGUCUUUCGGUUUUUGGCAUUAAAGGUCACGCAUCUGCCGAUGAUCGUCUUGAAAACUGUUCGGUGCUUUCAUGUUGUUGCGCAGAACGACGAGCAAAAGCGCCCGGGCGAGGCCAAUCUCGGUCACUGGACACAGGCUUGCCAAGUACUGCAUCUGCGUGACGUCACUAUUGGAACGGUGUUCCGCUCGGUCGCCGGGUUGUGGUACAUAGCUGACACGGAGCAGGCCGAUGUUGUUUUCGUUGAGAAAGCCGUGCUGCAAUGUAAGCCCGGAAAAGCGGUUCGAUUAUGAAAAUUUUCCAGGAUUUUAGAAGCCAACUCCCAUAAGUCCGAUUGGGAAGGGAAAGCAGUUGAUGGAGCAGUUGCAACGCG